AUUCCCUAUGAUGAAUGUGAUCACUUUGUGUAUCGAAAGAGUACCAAUACAAUUAAUUUUUAAAAUUUCUUCCCAGAUUUGAUAUAAAACACAACAAACGAAACCCAAUCCAGAUACACAGCACAUAAAGUUAUAAAAAUAUCCACACUAUUUUAGCUCUCUUCUGAGUCUUUACAGGGGACCAGCAAGGUGCUAUAAUGACCAGUGUCCUGCAUAUUUCAGAAAUCAUAUUCUGUUCUCAAUCACAUUCAUGUCCAGGGGAGUCAAUGAAAAAGAAACAGGGAGAGACAGAUGGACACACACACACACACACACAGUUCUUGAAAAUUAAUAAAAUGUUACACAGUUUGUGCACUUCUUCCUUUUGCUCCUGCACUGAUUUCUUCCUUGCACACUAAUCCUCACUUGUGUCUAAUCCAUACUUACUCUUACAGGCAGAAGAAUUUUCUAUGGAGUGUGAGGAGGCAAAUCAAGCCUAUGUGAACUUGGGUUCUGCAGCUCUAUGUCCUAAAUUGUUCCUAAGUAGAAAUCAUUUAAUUUUUGUUAAAUGAGUAUGUGUGGGGGUGUUGGCCAGAGGUAUGUAUGAGAUGGGUAUGCAAAGGUAAGGAACUUUUGGAGCCACAUGCCUGAAACCUCCCAGAAUACAUGGUUAGACAUUAAAAGAUAGCCUACAGGCCCCAAGUCCAAGUAGGAUCAAACACAAUGCCUUAAGGAAUGAAUGUUCUGGGCCUCCUGCUCCCCAUAUUCCAACUUAUUACUUAGGCUGGCACUAAGGUCAAUUAUGUAACAGACCACCCCAACCUUCCCCUGUGCCCUGUAUGAAUUCCUGCACAGAUAAUAGUCCUUCCUAUGUCCAUUGUCCUUUACUCUUGCUUCCUGGUUCUAUCAGUAAAAAGUCAUAGUGGCUACAGUUAGGGGCUGCUCUUUAUGACACUUUGUCAUGCUGAGGGGUCUCCAUCAAGGGCAGCCCCUCUGGGCCCUCUUGGAGUUUGACUUGGACACUGACUCAGAGUAUUCUUUUGUCCUUUGUACCAUGCCGUGUUCCUGAACUGUGACAGGUGUUGCCUGUGUGAGGAGCAUGUGAGGAAUAAGUGGGUACAACUCACUGCGAGAGGACUGACCUCCUAAAGCCUAGAAAAGGAACAAGGACGUCCAUAAGGGUUUCAACUUCUAAGACAACAGCCUUGAUUGAUAAAAUCCAUUCCGCAGACAGGAGUAAAUCCUGUGGUUUAAAAGGCAAUAAAAUUAGUCCUAAGAGCCCUCUGUCUACUACUUCAGUGGAUACUGCAUGCUGAAGACGUGAUGACCUUUCUCCACCAGGCCCAAUAUCCCUCCUCCCUUCACCCUAUCCUUCUUUCACAAACCCAUGUACAAAACAGAAAAAGGGGGAUAUGUGGAGGCAUUGGCCAGAGUUUGUUCCAUCGGUACCCAGUUGUCUUCAGCAUGAGGGAGCAGAACCACUCUGCUGGGAAGGAACUUCAGCACAGGACACAAGCAGAAGCUCCAGGAAUAAAAAGCUGGAACUCUCAGGCCUACACCCUUGGGGCCAUUUCCAACUUUAUGUCUACUUUUCUGACUUUUCCCAUCUAUAAAGUUGUGUUCCGGCAGCAGAUCCAUGCUGUGGCAGUGUCAGAGGCUGUGAGACAGCUUUGGCAUGAAGGCCCUCAGUACUUCUACAGGGGAAUCUACCCGCCUCUUCUUUCCAAGACGCUGCAAGGGACUCUACUGUUUGGGACUUACGACAGUCUGCUGUGCUGUCUCUCCCCUGUUGGGCCACACUCCCUGAGACACCGCUGGGCUGCAGGAUUCAUGUCUGGUGUGGUGGAGGCUGUGGCACUGAGCCCCUUGGAAAGAGUGCAAAAUGUGCUCCAGGAUGGUCGCAAACAAGCUCGCUUCCCCAGCACCUUCAGCAUUCUCAAAGAAUUCAACUCUUACGGUUUUUGGGGACGGCUGUCACUGGGCUAUUACCGUGGUUUCUGGCCCAUCCUUGUUAGGAACAGCCUGGGGAGUGCCCUGUAUUUCUCUUUCAAGGAUCCCAUCCAGGAUGGCUUGGCAAAGCAAGGCCUGCCCCAUUGGGUUCCUGCCUUGGUGUCUGGUAGUGUCAAUGGAACAAUCAUUUGCCUAGUUUUGUAUCCUCUGAUUGUGCUAGUUGCAAAUAUGCAGUCCCAUAUUGGCCGGCAGAGGAUGCCAAGCCUGUGGGCCUCUGUGCAGGAUGUGUGGGACACUCGGGGUCGAAAGAUACUUCUGAUCUACCGAGGAGGUUCUCUGGUCAUCCUACGGUCCAGUGUGACAUGGGGGCUCACCACUGCCAUCCAUGACUUCCUGCAGAGGAAGUCUCACUCCAAGAAAGAGCUGAAAGACUGAUUAGCUGCAGGCAGUGUGGUCAUGACAUCUUGGUUCUUCUAAAUCUUUCCUGGUUAGUUUCCAUAUAGCUUUAUUCUUUAGGCUUGGUUACCUAAUACAGGCAUUCUUUAGCAUCUGUCAAUUGUCGUUGCAUGGGAGAAGUUUCCAGCUAUCAGCCUGUUGGGCACAAACAGAGCCUAGCAGCAUUCCUUGGUCAGAGAGAGAAAGUUACUCCAGUCUACUCCCAGCUUCAAUAGCCUCAGAGCCAGGAGGCCCUUAAAUAACUUGUAACCCAGAUUGAAUGCCAUUCCUUUAAGGGAUUUCUUAAUAAGAGGAAGCUUAAGAAGAUGACCAUUUUGAGUUUUUGUACCCCUUCAUGUAUCUUUCAAGUCAAACUGAGUAGAACUCCAUUUCAAAGAAUGGUUCUUGAAUCUGAGGAGUCCAUACAACUUCUCAGAUGGCUACACUUUCAUGAUGUUGUUCGGUGUCCCUCCCACAGUCGCUCUCGCAUCUUCAGACUACGGUCCUAGUUUCAGGGUAGCAGCUGUGACUGGAAAUCCUAAACUGGCUUGUUUCACUCCUUGGGUGCCAUAAGAAUAGGUGGGGCUGGAGAUGGGAGUGAGCAGAAAUGUGGUCCUGGUUAGAAAGAAUAAAGACUUUCAAGGGUGACAUUUACUUAUGUGCAAAAAUAGGAAAAUUUAUUUUAGGUUGCUUAUUUUUAUCUGCUAGGGCAUUUUUGAUGGCAAGAUGAUUUCCUUGCUGAGAACCUGCUUGAGUUUCCCUAAGAAAUCUGGGAGUGAAAUGACCAUAUCUAUUCACAGAUAAUUGCAUAUUUUGUUGAUGUGGAUGUAUUACUAUGACAUAAAGAUUAGAAAUCUUAAACUGACUUUCAGAGCUAUUCAAAAUAUGGUCCCCAUAUAAUUUUCAACAUAUUAUCACACAGCUCCCACUCUCACGGACCCCAUACGUCAACCGAAAUGAACUGUUGUCCUCUCUCCCAACAUGCCGUGAACUUACCCAUGCCGAUACUUCGACUCAUACUAUUUUCUCCACUUGCAGCUCUCCUUAUUUUGACCAUUCUGCCAAGGUUCUUCUGGUUCCUAAAGUCUAGUUCAGACCCCACCUUCUCUGAGUCUUUUCUCUAUUUUUCCCAACAGAAUGUGACAUUAGUCUCUUACUAUUUCCCUUUACAAAAGCACAUCAGCAUGCCACUGAUUCCAUUAUGUCACUGACCCAUGUGGCCUUGUGUUUUUGAUGUUCUUCAAUACCUCCUAGUAGACUGUAAAACUUUUUGAAAGCAGGGAUUCUUAUAUGCAUUUUUAAAUCCUCCAUUGUGCCUAGGUGCUCAAAAAUGUUGGUAAAUUUUGGAAUUGAUUAUGAAGCUGUGAUAUGGUCUGUAUCCUCAGGGUGUUGUCCCUUCUACAUGAAGACAAUGUUACUGAAUCAAUGUCAGCAAGACACAUACCUUUGGGGGUGUGUUUUGUUUUCUUUUAAUAAUGCACUAAUUUUAUGCUAACAAUCAUAAUGCCAUGAUGAUAAUACUAAUAAUAAAAAUUACUUUAACUGGAACAUUU
Molecule: messenger RNA, 3917 nt
Organism: Chinchilla lanigera (long-tailed chinchilla)
Lineage: Eukaryota; Metazoa; Chordata; Mammalia; Rodentia; Chinchillidae
Gene: Slc25a53
Product: solute carrier family 25, member 53
Exons: 4
Coding region: 1303-2364 (353 amino acids)
Source: RefSeq, a predicted model, not a curated record